CUAUCCGACGGUUUUUUAAAAUCAGCGGUAUCAGAUCUUUGGUCCUUCCUCGAUCUAUUCCAUACCCGUCAUGUCCCAGAAGGAAGGAAAGAAAGAUGCUUCUCAAUUCCCCUUUGUUUCGCCGCAUGGAGUUGCUGGUCACGGCAUGCACAUGGAUGCUCCUGCUGCUCUCUGCCGCCAAUGCCCGUCCCAACAUUAUCGUGAUGCAACCGGAUGAUUUUCAGUUCUUUACGGAAUGGGAUCCUCCGGCUCAUCGAGCGGGCGCCACAUUGUAUUCGGACACUGAUUAUUUGCCCCAUUUGACCCGGUUCCGCGCCAAUGGUCUCGAGAUGAAACGCGCUUACACGGCCAGUUCCAUGUGUGGCACCAGUCGGUAUUCCACCAUGACGGGUCGCUAUCCGAGUCGAUCCUCCAACUCCCGGCAACGCAAUGCCGGUCUAGAUCUGCCCCUCGUCACGAUUCCGACUACCAAAUUGGUCGAUAUAGCAACCGAUGGUGUAGAGGAUGGACUGGAUUGCAGUGUCAGCAACGUGGCUGUCAUGUUGCAGAGCAAUGGGUACAGGACGGGCAUGUUUGGCAAGUGGCACUUAUAUGCCGGCAAUCGGGGGGAUCCCUAUGACUAUUCGGCCAUUCAAUCCAUUAUACGGUCGUGUGGAUUUGAUGUCGCCGAGGCGGUGUAUUGGCAAAACUUGAAUGAUGAUUGGACCAAUGGCGGACGAUUUACACACAAUUUGGAACACAUGGCAGCCGAGGCUAUCGAGUUUAUCGAUGCGUCCUUGGAUGCCCAACAAGACUUUUUCAUGUACUUUAAUCCAACGGCUCCACAUGGAUCGGGCAAUGUCUUUCAGGCAUUGACCCAGCAUUCCUGUCAAGAAGCACCCGAAGGAACAUUGCCAGAGGAGCCCGUAGUGCCUGGCAUGACUGGAGACGGAGUGGGCUGUCAGGCGUAUCGACAGAGUGUGGUGGACCGGGCCAAUGGGGAUACAUCAAAUGCUAUUCUGGGAGCGAUUUGGGUGGAUGAUACCGUUGGGGCGCUACUGCAGCAUUUGGAAACCAGAGGCAUUCUGGAAAACACGCUGUUCUUGUUUCAAUUGGAUCAUGGGCAAGAAGCUAAAAGUACCCUAUACGAACCAGGUGUCCGCAUUGCUCAGUUCAUCCACUACCCCAAGGAAAUACCGGCAGGAUCGACGUUUGAAGGCUUGGUGUCCACCAUUGACAUUGCUCCUACAUUGGCCGACUAUGCCGGCAUCUCUGAAUCCAGCUCCAAUGGUUGGUACGAAACGGAUGGAGUAUCAUGGAAGGAUCGUUGGGCUAGACCGGUCGUCGAUGACCGUUGCCUAUUGGUAGAACUCGACUAUGAUCGAGCGGUCGUCUGCAAGUGUGAAAAGUACUUGGUCAUUGGAAGCACAGCCGACAGUACCACUCUUAGCCGCGCCACUCGUUUUGGUCUCGUCGGAUCGUCACCGGCAUCCUUUGACUUGUGCGACGGCGACGGUGCGUAUCGUACAUCACCAGAUAACAGUCCAGAAGCUUCCGUCGCUGAUACGAUCGACUCUCGAUUGGAAGAUCUGAUGGACUGCCAUGUUGCCAUGACCGAUCCAGAUGAAACCCCAGCGUACGGCACUUGCAAUGCAUUGGCAUUGGGACCUACCCCGGCUCCAACCACAGCAGAAGCAGAAGGAGAUCGAGGAGAAUACAUUGUAGACGUCUUGGAGGAUGCAGUGGCGGACUCGAAUGCUACCAAUGUGACGGCAGCUCCCAUCGUAUCCUCGUCAUCGUCUACGGUAACCGUUUCCGUAAGUAUUUUGAAAGCUGGAGACGGUGAUGCUGAAGGCAAAGAGGAGCCAGAACUCAUCAUGGUGGACGCUUCCACCAGUAGUGGAACUCUGACGCUGCGCUCCAUUGCCGUGCAGGUUCCUUGGGUUGUGGCGACAGUUGUCUGCCUUUUUGCGCUAUAGAAAUAACGUCUUAAUUCAUAACAUCAUUGGUUGUAUGGUACCUCCGGGAUCUCUCUCGUAACUACGGUAGCACCGUUCCAUAGAAGGAAAGCGUGUGUUGGCAAAUGUCACUGGGGUCCACAGCAAUCUCUAGCUGCCCACUUCGUCACAUGACAGCCCAGACCUACUUCCGCACCGUUACUAGUAACGCCGACAAGAUUUCAAAGGGGAGAAAACCACCUUCGUACCUUCGCGGACGCGGUUUGAGUUUAGAAUUCAAACGCAUCAUCGU
Molecule: messenger RNA, 2229 nt
Organism: Seminavis robusta
Lineage: Eukaryota; Bacillariophyta; Bacillariophyceae; Naviculales; Naviculaceae
Source: the annotation of a GenBank genome assembly